GGAAGUAAACACGAAUACAAGCUAUGUAACUUCCGGUUAGAGUUACCUGAGGGGAUUUGAGUGCAAGUGUCACCUGUGAAUAACAUUUGAGAGGUUAAGCGGAACUGUAGUUGAAUUGUGCGGACAGCUCUAUGUGUCGUGUGUUUGUCAGCUCGCUCUCUGCCUGUAUAACAUGUGGCCCGUAAAGAGAACUUCAUUCUCCAUUUUUUGACAGUGACAGACUUUCAUGAAUUUUGGAAUAUAAUAAUUAUUCAGAAUGGGGCAAGGGCAUACUCGAUCUCAUCAAGGUAACGGUACCGCUGGAAAUGGAACUGAUUCUUCAUCUCACUCGUUGAGCUAUUCACACUCCAAAAGGAACUCGGCAUGCCUGAUGAAACUAUUCCAGAAAUUAGAACUGACUGCUGAUGAGGACAACUGUCACCCAGGAGAACUGACUAGAGUAACAUUUGAGAAUGCCUUUCAUGGUCCUCUUGACAAAUUUGGAAAGCUGCUGUACCUACAAAUGACACAAAACCAUGGCAACCACACAAGGGAACGCAUCACUAAGGAGCAGUUUGUCAAGUCUGGGAAAGAGAUCAUCAAAAUGUUUGAUGAGGCUGUGCAGCUUAAAUAUUAUUUCCACUUGUUCUCAGCAGGAAAGGAUCAUAUGAACAAAGAAGAUGCCCUACAGAUGAUCAAUGUAGCUUAUGCCCUGACACUCUCUGCCUCCUCCAUACCAUUCACCAAAACAAGCAAUGACGACAAAGUGUUCUCCGCCAUGGUCCAGAGUAUGUUUGGUAUGAACGAAAAGCUGAUGUUUGAUGACUUUAAGCAAUGGACUCAUCGCCACAGUCCACACAUCUUCUUUGGGGUUCACAACUGGGUCUACACCAUCAUGACUGGCUCCAAGAUGCCGGAGGAACAGGACGUCCAUGCCCCUGUACCCCUCCUUGAGAAAUUUGUAGAGGGCAAGUACUGCAUGUGUAUGGGGAUGUUAUGGGCACUGUCCACAGUUCUCCCACCCUCAUACACCCACACAGACAGCAAGGAGGAGGGUAGCGAGCAUCCGUCAACCUCCACCAAAAACCCACUCCUCACAUCUUACAUGAUCAUCAUGAAACUUGCUCGCCUAUCAAAGUGUCAGAGUUGGGCAUUAUUGUAUGACAGCGCAGAACAUGGACUCUCACAAAACAGAUUUUCUCAUCAUGUGAUGUCAUACCAAGGACCAACAAUGACCUUGGUCUCAUUUGAAGGUCGUAAUGUGUACUGUAUUGCAGAGGAUCAACCAUGGAGGUCAGGGGCGCAAAAAUUUGGAGAUGUGGAUACUAUGUUAAUACAGCUUACACCUGUCUACAGAGUUAUACAGUCUGGUGGCCCGCUAGUUCAGUGGAAUGAGCACUCGCGUGACAUGAAGAAGGGAAUACACGUUGGGAAGGAUCCCAAAUCUCUGGUCCUGUUCAUCCCCGCGGACUUUGACAAGGUGGAACACUACCACAUUCCCUGUGAGAUACAUAAGCUUGAGGUCUGGGGAUGUGGCUCAGAGAAGGCGAGAGAUGCUCAAAUUCAACAGAAGAAAUGGGAAAACAAGGAUGCAGAAAAACAGAAAACAAGAAAGCUUCGACUUGACACUAAUUGGGAUGAGAACCCAGACAAACAGAUCCUACAGUGGGGUGGUAUUAAUGUUGAUCACCAGCAUUCCAGGGACGGUGGCUUCUGAGGCAAACGUUCACCACAAACUCUUCAAAAAGUGUUCUUUUCUCUGAAACCUAUUUUUCCUAAGCGAAGGGAGAUAACACUGGUGCCUGCUGACGGUUUCUGAAGGGAGGCAACUCUGUGAUAAUUCACAGAAAUCAUGUACUGAUAAACUUAGGCUGCACAGAAACCAACAGCACUAUGGACGUUUUUGAGGGACAUCAGACCAUUUUACAAAUUAGAAGCCAAUUACUGUGUUUCUUGGAAUAGGUUGUAUUCCUCCGACUCCUGUGAACCUUAAAAUAUCUUUGGUUCCUCAAAAUUCAGGGUAUAAUCGGUGUAAGUGUAUUUUGAUGCGUGGUGUGACCUCUGUGAUAAAACUGGAGCCUACAACCUACAAGUGUUCUGUUUGAUAGGUUUGAUGCUUAAUCUUCAGGAUUUGGAAGUCUGAUCAAAUCAUUGAACUAUUUGUAUCAAGAAAUGUUGAUAGGACUUUGAGUUUUGAAACUUUUGAAAGAAGAUGUAAUUUUGUUGUAGUUGAAAGUUUUCAACAAACUAUAUUCCAACGAAAAAAUCAUUAAUUUGUGGGAAUCUUACACCAAAAGUGAAAUUAUUGAAGGAUUUAGCCAAUUUCUACAGAAUGAAGGAGCUUGAUUCUAUUAGAAAUAAAAAGAAAGUAUGACUAAAAGUAGAAAUCAAACCUUAAGAAUACUUAAACUCUCCUGAUAAACCAUCCUCCAUACUCCAUGAGUUACGCUCACUUUUGCUCUCUGCACCCCUGGAAUAUUUUGUCUUGACCAAUCGCUAGGCUGAUACCUGUCCUUUGAAGAUUACAGAGGAGGGACACCUGACUUCAAAGCCAGUCAAAUUUACCAUUAGGUGUAACCUGAGAUUCUUUUGAUGUUCAUCAAAGGAUUAAGCUAGUCUUUCUGUUUCAUCCAUAAAGUGGCACAGACCAGACUUCAAUUUUACUAUAACAUGUUCCAGGGGUGCAGAGAAUGUAAGCAAGAGUAUGGAGGAUGCUGUGAUACUAGGGAGAUAAUUAUAACCAUCAUGUGAUUGUAGACAUUAUACACUGUUGUCUUCAGCAGCUGACUAUAAACAAUGUACCAGGUAGGUUUGGCUUAUAUUGUACAGAGUAUAAAAUAGUAACAAAUUGUUGUGUAUAUUCCAUGAUUUCUGCUAUAUUUGUUUUAUUUGCUCACUGGUGCUUCGUUCAGGUAUAGAUCUAUUUAUGAAUAUUUAUUGUUCAAACAUGUUUAAGCCGUGUAUCCAUUAUAACAUAAAUUGUAGAAAUCCAGACAUUGUGUUUAUUUUCUAAAUGAUGUGAUAAUUUUGUGCCAUCCCGUGAAGAUUCCUGCUGAAGUGCUGAAGAUUGAUUGGUUGGGAGAUUAAGUCCUCGUCAGUGCUAAGGUCCCAUAACUUUACUGUUCUUGCCGUAGAUACUUCUUACAUUGAUAUUAGCUUAAAGAGAGAACAUGCAUGCAUGAUUUAUUUCUAAAUAUAUCAUCUAUAGUUAAGUUGAUACGACUUUUGAGGUUUUAUCUUUUAUGGGUAUAUAAUAACUUAUCAACAUUGUUGAUGCGGUGUGAAAUUGUCCUCUGGUCUCUUAUCUUGUAAUAUAGGAGGAGGCUAUACCUGCUGUGUGAAAUUGUCCUCUGGUCUCUUAUCUUGUCAUAUAGGAGGCUAUGCCUGGUUUACUUUUUUCCUUGUAAUGAAAUUUUGAUGAAAACUAGUUCUAAAUUAUGUCAAAAACUAAGUUCUUGUAAGAAAUUAUGAUGAAAACUAGUUCUACAUUAUGUCAAAAACUAAGUUCUUGUAAGAAAUUAUGAUGAAAACUAGUUCUACAUUAUGUCAAAAACAAAGUUCUUGUAAGAAAUAUUGAUGAAAACUAGUUCUAAAUUAUGUCAAAAACUAAGUUCUUGUAAAACUCCCUUUCAAAAAUACCCACAUUUAUGAAAUUGGUCAAGAAAUAAAGAUUUAAGCAGCUGUUGAAAUCCCUUCUUUGUUGCUAAUAAAAAUGGGGAUAGAGCCAGUUCUCAUCAAAAUUCAAUACAAUAAAAGAAAAAGAACAUAGCUUCCUAUAUUAUAAAAGUUGACCAUAGGACAAUUUCACACAGCAUGAUCAUUUUUGAUAAUAUAUUACCUACCUAUAAUAGGUAAAACCUCGAACGUCAAAUCAAACUUAACUAUAGGUGUAAAUGUAAAUCAGUACGUCAAAACCCACAGAGGAGAAACUGUCACACUUUAGAGUGAACCUCUAUUAUAAAAAAAUUUAAACUAAAUUAAUGAAGAUCGACAAGGAGGAGAUAUUCAUUCCUACAUAGCUUCAUAUGCAUUCCAGGGACUGAAUGUCCUAACAUAUUUAAUUGAUGAUCUUUUUUUUAACAGUUUGCUACCUGUUAGCAGUAUUUUUGUUUAUGUGAAGAUUUAAGAACAUGUAUAUCAUUUAUACCCUCUUUUGGUGUAUUUCAUUUUCUCUUUGUUUUCUAUUGGAAUGUGACAAUUGUUUUCUUAAGUUGUAAGAAAAUCUGAGAUCAAUGUCGGGGUAAACUAACCGUUAACAGGAGUAGAUGGUCGACCUUUAACCUCAUUUUGAGUA
Molecule: messenger RNA, 4273 nt
Organism: Mizuhopecten yessoensis (Yesso scallop)
Lineage: Eukaryota; Metazoa; Mollusca; Bivalvia; Pectinida; Pectinidae
Exons: 12
Coding region: 257-1696 (479 amino acids)
Source: RefSeq, a predicted model, not a curated record